This is a messenger RNA of Chrysemys picta bellii (western painted turtle), 1903 nucleotides long. Lineage: Eukaryota; Metazoa; Chordata; Testudines; Emydidae. The record is from RefSeq and is a predicted model, not a curated record.
GUUGGGAAUUGGUCCUGCUUUGAGCAGGGGGUUGGACUAGAUACCUCUUGAGGUCCCUUCCAACUCUGAUAUUCUAUGAUUCUAAGAGCCAGGCGUUGGCCACCCUGCAGCAGCGCCAGGGCUCCCCGGGGACCGACGCACAAGGUGAGAUCCCCUCCAUGGCUCCAGACGGACAGGGGGACGCCCCCCCCGCCUGAGGACCCUUCCCAGGGUCUGCAAGGGGCACGAGCCGGCCUGAGGGGCGGCAGGACCAUGGCAUCCACCCAGCAGCUCAGCACACCCCUCCCCCCGCCCCCCAAAGCCAUAACUCCUCCAGGCCUCACUGACGUCUCUUCCCCCAGCCCUGGUGCAGGCCCUGCGGGACCACGACCGGGAGCAGGCCGGAGCCCUGGGGCCGUGGAUCCAGCUGGUGAUGGAGCAGUGCAGGCAACGCAUCGAGCGUUAUUGUUCUCUAAUAAAAUUUAAAUCUUGAUUUUAUCAGUUUAAUCCUCAUUUAUUCUAUACGAUGAAGCCGCUACCUUGAUCUAUAUAGCACUAUAUCUGCUACACUAAGCACAAGCAGUGGGAAUGCAUCCUACUGCUCCUAAAACUCAGCCCAUACUGCUGGCCUCUACUCCAGCAUGCCACCGAGCCCCCGCCACUGCCAACUCUACCGAGAGUGGUCCUCAGGGCGCUUCCCGAGAAAGACCCCAGGGGUCUCCAAGCCACAGCAAGUCACCAGCUGCAGAGGAAAGAGGGAGCGGGGGAAAGCCCCCCGAGAUGCUACCACAGGAAGCUCCCGCAUCCCGAGACCAGCCUGCAGGGACAUCAGGGAGAGGAGGAACAUCCACCCCGCUCCUCAGCCACAGCGAGGUCACCCUGCCGUGGUCCUGCCGCCGGUAGACUCUCCGGCCGACCAGCAGCUGCAACCACCUGGAGCCUGCCCUGCCGUACUUCUGCCGCCAGGGAAGCCCCUCGCAGAUGGCCAGCUGCAGGGUGCCCGCCACACCAUGCGGCUAUCACGGACCGACCGCCGGAGAACCCCGCUGCCCAGCUGCUGCUCCUCCCGCCAGGGGACUGCUUCCUUGGAUCCCAGCCGCCUGGGAAACCCUCCGGCGCCCAGCUGCUGCUCCGGAUGCCGGCCACCAAUGCACGCAACGUCCGUGGAGCUCCCUGAUGCGCCCCAGCAGAUGAGACCCCGGCCCGCCGCCUACCAGCUGCCACAGAGUCUGAGAGAAUCGCCCACCCGCCACUCGAUGCUCCAGCUGCCGAACGAUCCCUACGCAGUCCAUCAGCCGCUUCAGUCGCCAGGAGACCCCCCCAACCACUCCACUACUGCCCCAGCAGCUAGGGACCCCCCCCACGCUCCUGUUGCCCCAGCCAACAAGAGACCCCCACACCGCCCAGCAGCAUCAGCACCCAUCAACCACUCCCCCUCCAGGCCCCUCAGUCACCUCGGGAACUCUGCGCUUGCACACUAAGAAAUGGGCAGUAGCCCACGAAAGCUUAUGCUCUAAUACAUUUGUUAGUCUCUAAGGUGCCACAAGGACUCCUGCUGUUUUUGCGGAUACAGACUAACACGGCUGCUGCUCUGAAACCUGCCUGCCUGCGUGCAAGCCAUCGUUCUUGGGAAGUCCUUUGCUGGCAACAUUUGCAGUGCUGACUCUCAGUCCUCAACAUCAAGCCCUUAGAAGAGAGAACUGACUGCAAAUCAGAGGUCAUCUAGUCCAACCCCCUGCAUCCUUCCUGGGACUCUCAGUCCUCUUCUAAGGGCUUGAUCUUGUUUUACUGAAGUCAGUGGGAAUUUUACCACUUGUUUUGCUUGGAUCUGGACUGGUUCCAUACUGGAGUUCCUGGAACAGUCCUCUCUCCUCCAUGUGAUCUCAUCCUGCUCCCUGCGUAACAACAGGAAUAUUUUCACAAG